GGAGCCAAACAGGAAGUUUUGUGACCCACAAGUGAUGUAACCAAAAGGAACCCCAUCCUAUCCUCACCUGCUCUCUUUUUGCCAAACCUAUUCUGCGUCGCAUUUUGUUUACUUUCCGAGGGAAACCAAAACAGAGGCAUGUCGAAGAAGUGCAGUGUGCGAUCUCUGAGCGACAGUGCUCUGGCCGAGCUGGCCAACCUCCUGGUGUCCACCAUCAGCUACGUGCAGUACGCCCCGGACGUCCACUUGGACAUCAACAUUGUGAUGGUCGAACUGAACGAGUACCUGGCCCAGUCUGGCGCCACUUCGAACAUCUACCAGGAUCUGCUGCGGGUCAUUCUCAGCUCGGACUAUCUGGACGCCAACAUGCGGUUCACCUGCCUCCAGAUGUUGCUCAAUUGCGGAGUCACCUUCCUGGUCACCGAGGUGUUUCCGUUCAGCUACUACGAGAAGAUUUUGCAGGUGAUAGCUGCCCAAGGAGCAGGACUGCGGGUGCUCAACAUCAAGGGAAUCUGGGUGAAGGAGGAGCACAUGCACUACAUGUAUGAGAUCGUGCGGCGGUGCAAGCAGUUGGUCAAGCUGUACGUGCCCUACAUAGCCAACGAUCAGCUGCUGGAGGAGAUUGGCAAGUGGUCGACACGCCUGCAGAUACUUGACAUCUCCGGGGAGACGGAUAUCACCGAGAUAGGCAUCGAUGUCUUGGCCAAGGGCGUGUGCUGUCAAUCGCUGACUAUGGUGGAUGUGGGUAUGCCGGGCGAGGAGAAUAUCUGUCAUUCCGACAUUGCCCUAAUACUGGAACACUGUCCCCAAGUGGAAACCCUUUCGACAUACUCCUUCGUGGGCGCCGCCCUGAAGUUUAUUUACGAUAACGUGGACGAUCGGUUCAAGUGCCGGCUGAAAUAUGUCCACGACACAGGAACGGACGAGACUGGUCUCCACGUGAUUAUGCAGACAUGUCCGCGACUGGAGACCCUUUACCUGGACACCCCCAAAACGGGCUGCUUGAGGGCCCUGCACACCAGAACCCUGCGAAAGCUGAAGAUCUACAAGUUUGUGGUGGCCGAGCUACUUCCCCUCCUGGAGCGACCCAUCGGCAGAAAUCUCAGGCAUCUGACCAUGAUAAAGGGAACUGGUAACCUGGAACUGGGCAAGCUGGCCAGGCUCUGCCCGUCGCUGAUCGAUCUAGACUGCUAUAUGAUCGACAGCCUGUCUUAUGGGCAGGCCCACGCCAAGUUUCAGCAGCUGGAGGGCCUCGAGAUCCUCAGCAGCGCCAUCAUGACCAGUUCCCUGAAGGCCUUCCUUUGCAAUUCCACAGAUCUGAAGCGUCUGGCAGUGGAUACGGUGGAGUUUACAGAUGAAGAUAUUAUGAGCAUGUUUGUUCAGCACGAUUUUAAAGUUUUGGAGGAUAUUUGGUUUACUUUGGCACCGGAGCUCACAGUGCAGGCUGUGGAGCUUCUGAUGGACAGUUGCCCGGAGUUGCAGUCGGUGGGACAACUAACUGGAUGGUCCCUAACGCCCGACGACUUGGCGCUAAUUCGGGGACUUUUAAAAAGCGGCAAUUCGAGCAUUGUACUGACACCAAACGGUUUUCUCGCUUGAGUAUUUCUAUACAAUUUAAUUUAAGCCAAAACAAUUUCCCAAUCUCCUAAUUAUUUAUUCCAAUAAUUUUUUUUCUUUUUUUCUUUCUAGCGCCUUCAGUAGCCUUGAUGCUAUCUUCCCACACUCAACAACAACAAGAGCAAACGUUU
Molecule: messenger RNA, 1748 nt
Organism: Drosophila bipectinata
Lineage: Eukaryota; Metazoa; Arthropoda; Insecta; Diptera; Drosophilidae
Biological process (GO): SCF-dependent proteasomal ubiquitin-dependent protein catabolic process
Cellular component (GO): SCF ubiquitin ligase complex
Source: RefSeq, a predicted model, not a curated record